Messenger RNA from Galendromus occidentalis (western predatory mite), 579 nucleotides. RefSeq names its product peflin-like. The record is from RefSeq and is a predicted model, not a curated record. NCBI's taxonomy places the organism in Eukaryota, Metazoa, Arthropoda, Arachnida, Mesostigmata, Phytoseiidae. The transcript has a single exon. Bases 1 to 579 code for a protein of 192 amino acids. Gene Ontology annotation, molecular function: calcium ion binding.
AUGUGCGCGAGUCCUUCCGCUCGUACAUCUGAAUACGCUGCUGAAAAAGGCACUUCCGGCGCCGCUCGAGAAACGGAUCACAAGAUAGAAGAACUAUUCAGGAUGAUGGAUGUGGCCGGUCGCGGUCGUCUGGACAAGCCCGAGCUCGUGGAAGGAAUGAAAUACUACAAUGGAAUCUCUUUGAAGACAGAAACCAUCGUUCUUCUGGCAGGCAUGUAUGGGUCAGAAGCCACAGGGGGACUCACUCUGGAAGAUUUCAAACGGCUGCAUCACACCUUGAUGACCUGGUCGAGUCUUUUCCGACGUCACGAUGUUGAUUCCCAAGAGUACCUGCUGCAUCACUCGCUGUGUUCGGCUCUGCACGAGCUCGGAUAUAAACUGGACCGAACAACGACCCGAUCUCUCACCAGGAAACUUGGACGUCAGGCGAAAUACAUUCAGGAAGACGCGUUCGUACGGAUAUGCUGCCUCUUGAGAAGGUUAUCCACGGCGUUCAAGAAAAAGGAUUUGAACCGACAGAAAAAUAUCCAGCUCAGCUACUACGAAGUCUUGCACAUGGCGCUCGAUUCGUGCUUCUGA